Molecule: messenger RNA, 2447 nt
Organism: Coregonus sp. 'balchen'
Lineage: Eukaryota; Metazoa; Chordata; Actinopteri; Salmoniformes; Salmonidae
Source: the annotation of a GenBank genome assembly
AUGGGGAUGACCGAGGACUUAGCAGUGACCACGACAGUGAACGUAUCGAUAGUCGGGAACAGAACCUUCUUGGACUCGGAGUUCCGCUACACCCUCUUCCCAGUGUUCUACGGUGUUGUGUUCAUCCUUGGGCUGAUAACCAACAGUUACGUGUUGUUCGUGCUGUGGCGCCUGCGCGACACCAAGCCAAUGAACGAGAUCUGCAUCUACAUGGCCAACCUGACUGUGGCCGACCUCCUCUUCGUGUGCGCCCUCCCCUUCUGGAUCGGCUACUACCACCACGGCGGUGUCUGGCUCUACGGCGAAUUCCUGUGCCGUGUCACCGGCGUGUUCUUCUUCAUCAACACCUACUGCUCCGUCCUCUUCCUCACCGCCAUCAGCGUCAACCGCUACUGGGCCGUCACGCGCCCGCUGGACGCCGCCUCGUCCGACCAUUGGUGCCGUGGGGUGGCCGUCACAAUGGUCAUCUGGGUGGUCACUCUGUCCAUGUCGGUGCCGUAUCUCUUGGAGACGGGCAUCCAGGUUGACAAGGACAACAUGUUGCGAUGCUUCGAGGGCUACCACCACGAGACGGACAGCGAGAAGCGGCUUGUGGCCGCAACCCACCUUACCAUUGUGGGAUGCUUCGUCUUGGUCUUCUUCCUCGUCGUAGUGUGUAAUCUGCUCAUCGCCCGGGCGUUACUAGCCCAGUCCCCUACCCAGGCUCGGGGCUCCAGUUCCUCCAAACCCAGGGGGCUGAAAGGCCGGGCCCUGCAGAUGCUGUGUGCUGUGGUGGGGGUAUUCGUGGUGUGCUUCCUCCCCCACCACGUGGUCCAGGGACCCUGGACCCUGGCUGUGCUGGACAUCAAGGAGGGAUGGGGCAGUAUAGACUGGAACAAGAGGACCAGGCAGUGGUUGAACGACGCCCACCAGGUCACCCUGAUGCUGAUGGGGCUCAACUGCCUCUUGGACCCCGUAGUGUACUGCUUCGCCACCAGGAGGUUCCACCUGUACAUCAAGGACCAUCUGAAAAAGAUGGGGAGGGACAAAGGCUGCUCGGAAACAGCCAUCACACACAUGUCUAUGGUGCAGUGCAAGAAUGUGAGCCAGCAGCACAAUAGAGAACAGUAGCAGCUCAAUAAUUAAAGUCCUACAAUGUAAUGGAAAACUGUAAUUUAUACGGUAAGUUUGGGUAUUAUCAACAGUAAAAUACUCUAACCGUUUUACUGCAGCAUAGUGUAAAUUGUUGUGGGCGGGGAAAUAAUUGCUUUAUUUUGAAUGGUACUGUAAUUCCACCCCACAGAAUACAGUACUGUACCGUGUCUUUGGAGCGCCAAAAACCUUUUGACCAGUUGUGGUGCAUGGUAUUGUUGUUUCUGGCUCAUUAACAUAUUUUGAGGCAUGCCUUGUAAGAAGCUAUAUUUGUUGCACCCAUGAGUGAAAAUGCUGUACCAAUUUAACUCCUAUGUUCUAGGAGACAGAUUGUAUAGGGGACAGAUUUUAGUGGCAGCAAGUCUUAAACCUUAAAUGGUUGAGCAUUUUGCCAUGUCCUUUUGGUCUGUAGCCCUGUAGUCGCUGCCAGUUUGGAAAACUUUGUUAAGGCCUCUAGAAGUGCAAGUGAUAUAAAACACCAAAUAUGCAUUAAUAUACUGUAAUGUGUAAACAAUUUACCUAGCAGCCACCCUCACUGGGUUGUUUACAACCGGAUGCAUCUGGUCUUCAGGGGAAAUGGAAAGAGAGCCUGUGACGCUCAAGAGACUUCCGCUUUUGGACGUUAACAAGGCGACACUCCCAUCGUAACUCCUCCUCCACAUUUACUAGAUUGGUUGAACAGCGCAGAAGAUAACCUCCCCCAACAGUUUUUUUUCUUCUUGUCAGCUACGUUAGGUUACCUAGCAGCCAACCCGCUUGCACUAAUCCCUUAUCAUUACAGUAAAAUACUGUGAAAUACAAACUCCUCCCCUCAAUGAAUUUCAUUCAUCCAUUAAUUCCUAUUACGGUAGCAUCUUUUUUUUAAACGGUAUAAUACAGUACAUUUUACGGUAUUGUACUGUGUGUCAUUACACAGUACUUGCUUUGGUACCAUAUUUAUAUUACAGUAGGUGUACUGUAAUAUGAAAUACAAAAUUGUACUUGCCACUGAGCUGCCUGUAAGUUGCUUUCAAAUUCACGGCAACACCUUUAAAGGGGAGCUAACGUUGUAUUGUAGAUAUUCUGGCCAUGCUAAUGCUGACUUUUCUUGGUGACCACAUCCUCAGGAUGCUUUCAAUCAAACCACAAACCCACACCUGAUGAUUUGUAAAGCAACAUGUCACUUAUGUUUUCAGUUAUAUAGUACAUUGUAUCUCACACUGUAUCUUACACUUUAUCCUUGUGACAGACUUGCGACUUCAAUUUCACCACCUCUCUUUCUUCCUGUUCUUUUUCUCUUUGAGUGUAAACAGAGUAGGAAAGCAGAAGUUUCAUAG